AUGGAGGUGGUGGCCCACAUGGUUUUGAUGCGAUUCAACAUGACCGGAUUCUAUGUGGUUUACAAAAACUUUCUGCCGGUGCUCCAGGAGUUGCCUUACUUCGGCUACCUGGCGUGCUUCUAUAUCUUCGGGGUGGAAAAUCUAAUAGCCGGUGUGAAUCUAUGCACAAGUGUCCAACCUUCGAUGUCCAAGGAAGUCCUGCGCUCGCUGAUUAGCUGCUUCGUCUAUGUGAUCUCUUCGAUGCUGAUGCUAUUUGACGCCGAAUCGGACUUUAAAUAUAUCAAACCCACUAAGAAGCCCAACGACCAGCUGCAGAAGCCCCUACACCCAUACUUCAAGUACAAUCAUCUGCACUCCCAGGGAAUGGCGUCGAUGGUGUGCAGUGGGAUUCAUAUGCUACACUUCCUAGUCGCCCUUUCGGUUCUGCGGUUCAGCGAGGACACGGGCACCGAAUACGAUUUGGGGAACGUUGUGCUGCAUUUGCUUAAGUACUAUCAGUGGAUUUGGGACUACAUCAACUCAGAUCCCGAAGGUGCCACCAAUUCCACCAAUGCCCUUGGCUUCUCAUCUCAGUAA
This is a messenger RNA of Drosophila kikkawai, 576 nucleotides long. RefSeq lists its product as uncharacterized. Lineage: Eukaryota; Metazoa; Arthropoda; Insecta; Diptera; Drosophilidae. The record is from RefSeq and is a predicted model, not a curated record.